CAAUUCCUUUUAAGCAAAAUGUGAGGCCAACAUAGAAAUGACAUAUACAACACUGGCGAAAAUUUUGUGAAAAGGAUGACAGAAAACCUCUACUCGAGUUGCUGGACUCUUUUAUUGCUAAUGAGCGACAUAAGAAUCCCCAUGUAAACGCCAUCUUAUAUGGAAAUAAAUUAGAAAUGCGUCGACGAGCUGGACUAGGAGCCAUACAACAGCAGCAAUUGGCUGCUGAAAAAUAUAAAGACAAAGGCAGUGAUAUACAGGAAUCACAAUUUGAACAAAUGUCCAAACAAAUGGAAGUUUUUCGUUUAAAACUGGAAGAAUUUGCUGUAAAACACAAGACAGACAUUCGCAAGAACUCCCAGUUUCGUAAACAAUUCCAGGAAAUGUGCGCAGCAAUAGGUGUGGAUCCCCUUGCUACAGGCAAAGGCUUUUGGAGCGUACUUGGAAUGGGCGACUUUUAUUACGAGUUAAGCGUGCAGGUCGUUGAAGUUUGUUUAGCAGCCAAUCAUAAAACCGGUGGAUUAAUGGAAUUAAAUGAACUGCGUAGGCGGCUUAUAGCUGCACGAGGUCAGAGUGCAGUACAUCAAGAGAUCACAAACGAAGACAUUUUGAUGGCAGCAAAAAAAUUAAGUAUAUUUGGGAAUGGUUUUGCGGUAUAUAAAGUGGGCAAGGGGAAAUACAUGGUGCAAUCAAUACCAGGUGAACUGAGUAUGGAUGAAACUAAAAUCCUAACGGCUGCUUCCAAUACAGAAAAGGGUUACGUAACACUGAAAAUGCUAACUGAGGAACUGGGAUGGAGUGAUUUCCGCGCAAAGCAAUCGCUCGAUAAAACAGUAAGUGAAGGUUUAUGCUGGGUAGACGAGCAGGAUGAAGAAAAUAGCCAUUUGAGUUAUUGGUUUCCAAGUUUAUUUCCUGGACGAUAUGCGCAAUCAAUUUAAUUAUUUAUUUUAUUUUAUUGAUCAUAAAUGCAUAUAUCGUAACCAUUAAAUGUAGAUAUUCACGUAUAUUUAGCACAUUAUUGAAUAUGUAUGUAUAUAAAAGUAUAAAAUAUAUACAGUUCUGGUUAGUUCACUUAUAAAUUUGUAAAGCUUAAAAAUAUUGUGGUUUAAUAUAAAAGAAUACAUACAAUUAAAUAUAAAUUUGUAUACGUUUUAUUCAUAACUUGAAAUAAAUAUUAUUUAUCCUCUGAAUUUAAAUGUUA
Messenger RNA from Bactrocera dorsalis (oriental fruit fly), 1201 nucleotides. It is a transcript of the gene lsn, whose product is annotated as vacuolar-sorting protein SNF8. The record is from RefSeq and is a predicted model, not a curated record. NCBI's taxonomy places the organism in Eukaryota, Metazoa, Arthropoda, Insecta, Diptera, Tephritidae. The transcript is spliced from 5 exons. Bases 177 to 938 code for a protein of 253 amino acids. Gene Ontology annotation, biological process: protein transport to vacuole involved in ubiquitin-dependent protein catabolic process via the multivesicular body sorting pathway. Gene Ontology annotation, cellular component: ESCRT II complex.